GUGCAGAAACCUGGCAGUGCUCUGAUUGGGCUGUUGGAGUGCGUGUGGCCUCACAGGAUUUAAGGUUUUUCUACAUCAUUCAGCUGAUGACAGCGUGACGUCGUAUCAGGACAGUUUCUACUAAACUGAUAGGAAGAAACUCAUCAAGAGCAACUUUUCUCUCAGUUUGCGCCAUCCUGCUGAAUCGGCAGCGGCGCUCUGAAGCUCCGCCCCUCCGGAUCCGGGACAGAUGGGUCCUCUGGUGGCCGUCCCCGUCCUGGCCGGCCUGAACGGCGUCCUGGGCAUCUGGGCCGUGUUUGGAGUGGCCUGGUUGAGUGGGACGGUGGAUCUGACAGAGGAUUUUCCGUACAUCAGUACGUGUGGAGACAAACCUCCUGCUAGCUGCUGGUUCUCUCAGGUCUGCAACAUCGGCUGCGUCCUCGCUCUGACAUUCGAGACUCUGCGGUUCCGACAUCUGAAGGAUUGUCCAAAGUGCUCCAGCCGUCUCAACAUCGCCAGCUUCAGUUUGGGAAUCAUCUCCUCCGUGGGAUUAUCCGUCACCGGAAACUUCCAGGUCUCUUCUAUCAAAUCGGUUCAUUACAUCGGUGCAUUUCUGGGGUUUGCUGGUGGCCUGGCCUACCUCUGGAUCCAGCUGUUCCUCAUUAGCAACCGGAUCCUGAAAUCUUCCGGAUUCGCUCUCUGCUCCGUCUGCAGCGUUCUGCUCUGCUGCCUGGUGGGCUUCCAUCACUCACAUCGUUACCACGCUGCCGCCAUCUGUGAGUGGACGCUGGCCACGCUGUUCUUCCUGCUCUACCCGCUGUUUGUGUUCGAGUUUGCAGACAUUAAAUGCAAACUCACCAUAAAGUCCUCGGGUUGUGGACCCCACAGGUCCGCCGGGCCUCAGUACAAACCAGGAGACUCAGAGUCAGCAACGCCGCUCUGACGACGUCUCUCUGUUACCAUGGAAACAUCCCUGCGUGGAGGAUCUGGUCUCUGUGGGUCAAAGGCUGCGUUCACACUGCAGCCUGAAGUGACCCAAUUCCAGUUUUAGCUGAAGCUCACCUUCAUCCUGUGUUUGUUGGUUCCUGAUGAAAUCAUUGAAAAACUUCCUGGUGGCCAUUUCUGUCUGACAACAGAUGAAAAAUAGCCUUUUGGCU
This is a messenger RNA of Xiphophorus maculatus (southern platyfish), 1136 nucleotides long. It is a transcript of the gene tmem150b, whose product is annotated as modulator of macroautophagy TMEM150B-like. The transcript has 8 exons. The coding region runs from base 230 to 922 and encodes 230 amino acids. The record is from RefSeq and is a predicted model, not a curated record. NCBI's taxonomy places the organism in Eukaryota, Metazoa, Chordata, Actinopteri, Cyprinodontiformes, Poeciliidae.